This is a messenger RNA of Nymphaea colorata (pocket water lily), 2520 nucleotides long. RefSeq names its product cycloartenol synthase 2-like. Gene Ontology annotation, biological process: triterpenoid biosynthetic process. Gene Ontology annotation, molecular function: intramolecular transferase activity. Gene Ontology annotation, cellular component: lipid droplet. Lineage: Eukaryota; Viridiplantae; Streptophyta; Magnoliopsida; Nymphaeales; Nymphaeaceae. The record is from RefSeq and is a predicted model, not a curated record. The coding region runs from base 68 to 2347 and encodes 759 amino acids. The transcript is spliced from 18 exons.
GGUAGGUAGAGUUGAGAGUUCUCCUUGUUCCUCUCUCUCUUUCUCUCUCGCACACACACACAGAAGGAUGUGGAGGCUGAAGGUGGGGGAGGGAGUCGGAGAUACAUGGCUGAGGACGGCCAACAAUCACCUGGGGAGGCAGGUGUGGGAGUUCGAUCCCGAUUUCGGGUCCGAGGAAGAUCGAAAGGCGAUUGAAGAGGCGCAGGCAAAUUUCACCAGACAUCGGUUUGAGAAGAAGCACAGCUCGGAUCUGAUCAUGAGAAUGCAGUUUGCAAGAGAAAAUCCAUGUGACUUGUCCAUCCCCCAAGUGUUCGUUAAAGAUGGUGAAGAUCCUUCAGUGGAGGCUGUGACACAGACUUUGCAAAGGGCUGUCAAAUUCUACUCAACUUUACAAGCACAUGAUGGCCAUUGGCCUGGUGAUUUUGCUGGUACAUUGUUUUAUAUGCCUGGAUUGGUAAUUGUUCUAUACAUUACUGGAGCCUUGCAUAAUGUUCUAUCCUCAGUGCAUAUACAAGAGAUGUGUAACUAUAUAUAUAAUCAUCAGAAUGAAGAUGGAGGGUGGGGAUUUCAUAUCGAAGGUCCUAGUACGAUGUUUGGUACAGCAUUAAACUACGUCACUUUAAGAUUGCUUGGUGAGAGACUUGAAGGAAAGGAAUCAUGUCCAUUGGAGAAAGCACGAAAAUGGAUCCUUGAUCGAGGUGGUGCCAUUUUCAUACCAUCAUGGGGAAAGAUGUGGCUUUCGGUGCUUGGAUUAUACGAUUGGUCUGGCAACAACCCAUUGCCCCCUGAGAUAUGGCUUCUUCCUACCUUCCUUCCUAUUCAUCCAGGAAAAUUGUGGUGUCAUUGUCGCAUGGUCUACACACCCAUGAGCUACUUGUAUGGAAAUAGAUUUGUUGGUCCUAUCACAGAAACAGUCUUGGAACUACGCAAAGAGCUUCUUCCUCUACCAUAUGAUCAAGUAGAUUGGAAUAAAACACGAAAUUUAUCUGCAAAGGAGGACCAGUACUACCUGAAUCCACUCAUACAAGAUGUUCUUUGGGCAGCAUUUCACAAGAUUGUGGAACCAUUCCUAAGGCAUUGGCCUGGGUCUGUCUUAAGGGAGAAGGCUUUACAUACAGUGAUGCAACAUAUACACUAUGAGGAUGAAAAUACUCAUUAUGUUUGCAUUGGUGCAGUGAACAAGGUCCUAAAUAUGCUUUGUUGUUGGGUUGAAGAUCGAAAUUCAGAAGCAUUUAAAUUGCAUCUUUCAAGAAUACCAGAUUAUUUAUGGGUUGCAGAAGAUGGAAUGAAGAUGAAGGGUAACAAUGGAGGCCAGUUGUGGGAUACUGGUUUGGCUAUUCAAUCAAUACUUGCAACUGAACUUGUUUCAGAUUGUAAAACGACUCUUAGGAAAGCACAUGACUUCAUAAAAUGUUCACAGGUUCAAGACAAUUGCUAUGGUGACUUUACCUCAUGGCAUCGCCACACAUCAAAAGGUGCUUGGACUUUAUCAACAACAGACUAUAGAUGGCAAGGCUCAGAUUGCACUGCCGAAGUUCUGAAGGCUGCCCUUUUACUUGCAAAAUUACCAUCAAAUGUGGUAGGAGAACCUCUGGCAGUAGAGAAAUUUUAUGAUGCUGUGGAUUUGAUCCUAUCUCUACAGAAUAAAUGUGGUGGCUUUGCGACUUAUGAGCUAUCAAGAUCAUAUGCAUGGUUGGAGGUCAUGAAUCCAUCUAAGAUCUUUGCGGACAUAAUGAUUGAUUAUCCAUUCACAGAAUGUACAUCAUCUGUUGUUCAAGCUUUAGCAGCUUUUAGAAAAGUAUAUCCUGACUAUCGAAAGGAAGAUAUAGAGAUUUGUAUCGCAAAGUCUCUUAGUUUCAUUAAAAAGAUGCAAUUACCUGAUGGAUCAUGGUAUGGUUAUUGGGGUAUAUGUUUCACGAAUGGCACAUGGUUCGGGGUUGAGGGGCUGGUGGCUGGUGGCAUGACCUAUGAGAAUUGCUCUGCAAUCCGUAAAGCAUGUGAAUUUUUGCUAUCAAAACAACUAGAAUCUGGAGGUUGGGGUGAAAGCUAUCUUUCAUGCCAGAAUAUGGAAUACACAAACCUGACAGGAAACCGCUCACAUUUUGUCAAUACAUCUUGGGCAAUGCUUGCACUACUUAGUGCUGGACAGGCUGAGAGAGAUCCAAAACCUCUGCAUCGUGCAGCAAGAGUGUUAAUUAAUGGCCAAAUGGAAAAUGGGGAUUUCCCCCAGCAGGAAAUUAUGGGUGUUACCAACAGAUACUGCAUGAUCAGUUAUUCUGCAUACAGGAAUGUAUUCCCAAUAUGGGCCAUGGGGGAGUAUCGCAAACACAUGCUUUCAGCCUUCUAAAAAUCAUUUCUAUUAUAGCUUCUUGUUGAGUAAUACUCUGAGUCGGGAUCCAUGUUUCCACCUUCACACAGUUGUAUUGUGAAAGCUAUGUAAUAAGCAAAUCUGUAAUAAGGUGUAGACAAUUCUACUAGAUGGACGGAAUUCUAUAAUAUUUUGAGACAAUAAAAAGUCUG